CGCGGUGACAGCCCCGCCCGGGGACCCCCACGGGGACGCAGUCUGGGGACACCCCUCCCUCUGGGGACACCCCGGGCCGGGGGGGGUGACAGGGACAGGUGGUGGGGACAGGAACCGCUUUUUUCCCCAGUGACAGUGUGGGGGUCGCCCGUGCCCCCGACAGAGAGCCCCUCCCCCCGUGUCACCCUGGCGGUGUCCCCGGCGGGGGGGACAUGGGUCUGGGGGCUCCUGGGGACACCUGGGGCCCUUGAGGACAUCGGUGCUGUCCCUGUUCUGUCCCCAUCCUGUGCCAGUUCGCCCCGGGACCCCCCCGCGCUCCUCCUGCUCCGGGACCCCCGGCACGGCUCGAGGCAUCCCGGGCCCCCCCGCCCCGCGCAUCCCCGUCCCUGGGGGCCCCCCCGGCCGGACACGGCCCGGACACGGCCCGGACAGCGCGGGGGGGCCGGGGGGGCGGGCAGCGCCGUGGGGAGCGGCCCCGCCGCUAUAAAGGGGGGGCGGCGCGAUGGAGCCACUGCCGCGACCGACGGGACCCGCGGGGCCACCAGGCUCAGCGAGUGCGUGCGAGGCUCCGAGGCCGGCGGGAUGCGGUGUCCCGGCGUGUCCCUGUGGGGGCUGCUGUGCCUGGCGGUGGCGGUGGCCGGGGGUCGCCCCGUGCGGCUCGAGAGGGUCCGAGCGGACGCGCGGGCCCUGACCCGGACCCUCAGCACGCGCCUGCAGCAGCUCCAGCUGUUCCCGCUGACCCUGCGCGUCACCGGCCUGGAGGGAGUCCCGGAGGGGGGGCUCCCGGACGGGGGGGUCCCCCCGGGGCUGGGCUGGGCCGCCCAGCGGCUCCAGCUCUUCCAGCGGCUCCUGGAGGCCCUGGCCGGGGGCGACCUGCGCCUGGCCCAGGUGGUCAACGACCUGGAGAACCUGCGCAGCCUGCUGGCCGUGCUGGGGGCCCUGCUGGGCUGUCCCCCGGCCCGCGACCCCCCCGCGGCCCCCCCGGCGCCCCCCGCCCCGCUGGCCGAGGCUCCGCACACGGUGGCCGGGGUGGCCCUGGCGCGGCUCCGGGGCUGCCUGGACGGGGUCGCCGCUCGCCUCGAGGGGGUCCCCACGUGUUAGGGACCUUGGGGACCCCACGGACACCGCCAGGACCCCCCCCGGGCCCACAGGGGCACGCCCAGGACCUCACCGGGCUCUCACCAGGAGCCCACAGACAGGACCAGGACCUCAGCGGGGACACCACGAGUGGCCCCAGGCACCGGAGCGACCCCAGCUGCUGCCGGCACCUUUUCUACAACAUUACUGUUACUGUAUUUAUUAUUAUUGUUAUUAUUAUUAUUAUUAUUAUUGUUAUUAUUAUUAUUACUGUUAUUAUUAAUUUAUUUAAUUUAAAGCC
Molecule: messenger RNA, 1378 nt
Organism: Vidua macroura (Pin-tailed whydah)
Lineage: Eukaryota; Metazoa; Chordata; Aves; Passeriformes; Viduidae
Gene: LEP
Product: leptin
Exons: 5
Coding region: 583-1101 (172 amino acids)
Biological process (GO): signal transduction
Cellular component (GO): extracellular region
Molecular function (GO): hormone activity
Source: RefSeq, a predicted model, not a curated record